AUGGCCCUUACUCUGCUAGUGCUGAUCGUUGUAAGUCCAACAUUCUUAGAUGCAAGUUCUCAACAUAGCAGCGCAAAAGGAGAAGUGUCGAUCUUGGGUAUGAUGCUGCAAGGACACAUCUUCAAGAAUAUCACAAAAGCGGCUUUCGGUGAUGUAUGUUUACGGGAAUGUUACCAAGACAUCAGAUGCCAGAGUUUUAACUACGUCUUUACCGAAGACAUUUGCGAAUUGAGCAACCGUACCAAGGAAGCCAGACCAGAAGAUUUUGUACCAAACUUUGAACGAUAUUAUUUCAGAAAAGACAUGAAGAGAGGUGAAACCUUAAUGAUAAAGUUAGAAAAAAGAAAAUAAAGAAUUAAGCAUGUAUUAUGGAAUGAUAAAUGAUAUAUGUAAACAAGAAACAAUCCGUUGUUUUUCAGUGCCUCUCGGGUCCGUUCCAGAACUUCCGGCUGAAACGUGUAAAGAGAUUAAAACAAGUGAAGGAGGGCAAGCGGUCAGUGCAAGAUACUGGAUUUACUCCAUCAUACCUGAAAAGAUUGUAUUCGCUUACUGCGACAUGAAAACAGAAGGUACCUUAAUUCAUCAUGAAAAUCGAUGUUUAAGUUUUUUGCCUUUAUCCUCUCAGAGCAAACUCCACAUUAAAAAACGUAGACAAUCAUUACUGGCCCUGAGAUCAUUUCAGUUUGAAAUGUAAAAUGUGAUUGACUUAAAAAUAUUUACACAAACAAUUGCCUGUUGUGCAGCAUUUGCAUUGUUUGUCAUCAAUACUUCUGCCGUAUCGUUGCCAAGGCCUUUGUGCACUGAUUUGUGUAGUUUUGAAUUAUGUUGUUCCAACAAAUUUGAACAUCCUUCCACGAAUCUUCCUAUGUUUCCUUUUGGAGUUACAAGCAGUAAUAAUCAUCAUUCGGAACUCUACUACUGACUAUUUAAUGUUUUUUCAGAUGUUGACGAAUGCAGCUCUUCCAUCCCCAUUUGUGAUCCAAAGGCCAACUGUCAGAAUACGGAAGGCUCAUUUCAUUGUCAAUGUGUGACUGGAUUCUCUGGUGAUGGGAGAUCUUGCACCGGUAAAGUUAUUUUUCAAGGCAGACUUGGUGGUUGCAUGGUAAACACAGAGGUUUGGGCCCUAAUCGUGUAAGCUUGUUAUGUUCUUGAAGAAGGUUCUUUACUUUCCAUCACUUUUCAGCAAGAAAGGGCAGUAAAUAGGUAGUAGAAAAAUUUCAGAAAAUCGAAUCAACAAAAGAUUUGAGGAUGUGAGGAUGUGUAGGAGGGAGAGUGGGGGGGGGGGGGAUAUUUAAAUUGUGUUAUUCCAGGUGUUAAAAAAUAGUACUACCGAUAGUGAACAGGUUUCUCAUCACUUCUCCCUGUGUUUCCUUUCAGAGUUACAAGCAGUAAAAGUCAUCAGUCGGAGCUGCACUACUGACUUUUUUAUUUCUUUGUAGAUGUUGACGAAUGCAGCUCUGCCAUACCCGUCUGCGAUCCAAAUGCCAAUUGUCAGAACACUGAAGGCUCAUUUCACUGUCAGUGUGUGAGUGGAUUCUCUGGUGAUGGGAAAUCUUGCACAGGUAAGUUUAUUUUUAACAUCUUAAUAUCAACAUCCAUCCUAAAAAGAGUGGUUUGAUAUAACCAUAUGUGUCCUAAUUUCUUUUUUGUUGGUUAACAUGUAAUACCAACCAGCAUGACCAGGUAGUCUGCCACUCAUAGCCCUUAAGCUUAGCUUCAAAGAGUAAUUUGCUUGUGGAGUUCUCGCUCUGUUUUCUUUUAGAAUUAUGGGCGGAAAGAAUCAUCAAUCAGAGCUCCACUUCUGACUAUUUGAUUUAUUUGCAGAUGUUGACGAAUGCAGUUCUUCCAUCCCUGACUGUGAUCCAAAGGCCAAUUGUCAGAACACAGAAGGCUCGUAUCGUUGUCAGUGUUUGACUGGAUUCUUUGGUGACGGGAAAUCUUGCUCCGGUAAGGAUAUUGUUGAGAGUUAGGGUGGUAACUUGAUGAACGCCGAGGUUUUGGCCUUAGUGUUAUAAGUGUGUUAUGUUUUGGGUAUAGACGCUUUAAUUUUUGGUCCCUUUCUUGAGAUAAGGGGACACAAAUAGUUACCAGUACACUGUUAGGAAAUAAAAUUAAAAAGAGAUUGACGGAGGGUGGAAAUAAAACAAAAUAAGAGCCAGCGAAAGUGAGACUUUUCUCCCUUUGUUAUAAACGGUUGUAAAUUCGUUUUUUUCUGUUUAUUCUUAUCAUUUAACAUAUUAACAUGAACAAUCUACUUGAUUAGUUUGGGCACAAAGCAACUCAACCAACUGGGUGCGAAUCAACUAAGCCGGGUACAAAGCGACUGGGCUUUGAAUGAAACGUCCCUGGUAUAAGAAGGCUGGUAACGGGUUAACAUAUAACACAAACCAGCAGAAUCAGGUCAUUUGUCAGUUAUCCCUCUCAACCUUGCCCUUAAGGAGUGAUCAAUUUAUUAUCAGAAAACUUACAGUUUCAUGAAAGUAUGUAUUGUUUUUAGUAUGCUGUCGGCUAUUAGCUAUUGCUGAACUCUCUUAAAGAGAUGUAUUUUACUUUGGCAUUAAAAACUUAUCUUAGUUGUUAAGUUUUGAAUGGUGUUGUUCCAAAAAAUUUGAACAUCCUUUUACGAAAGGUGUUUCGAUGUCACAAAGUGCACGCAGGUGUUGAAAAAUAACACCAUCGAUAUUGAACAGGAGCCUUGUCACUUCUCCCUGUGUUUCCUUUUUUUUUAGUUACAAACAGUAAUAAACAUCAAUCGGAGCUCCACUACUGACUAUUUAAUCUCUUUGCAGAUGUUGACGAAUGCAGUUCUUCCACCCCCGUCUGUGAUCCAAAGGCCAAUUGUCAGAAUACGGAAGGCACAUUUUAUUGUCAGUGUGUGAGUGGAUUCUCUGGUGAUGGGAAAUCUUGCACCGGUAAGUUUAUUUUUUAAGGCAGACUUGGUGGUUACACGGUAAACACAGAUGUUUGGGCCUUACUCAUGUAAGUGUGUUAUGUUUUUGAAGUAGAUUCUUUACCCUCCGAUCCCUCUAUACAGGAAGCAAUAAAUAGGUAGUGGUGUAGUUUUAGAAAAUUGAAUCAUCAAGAGACUUAAGGAGGAUGUGUAGGAUGGAGGAAGGAGGGGAUUUGGAACUUUGUUAUUCAAGGAAUAUUAAUAUCCAUCCUAGUAAGAGUGGUUUGAUAUAACCAUAUGUGUUCUAGUUUCUUUUUUGCCGAUUAACAUAUAAGCUUCAACAAAUUUGAGCAUCCUUUCACGAAAAGCGUUUCAAUGAAACAAAGUGCGCCCAGGUGUUGAAAAAUAACACCACCGAUAUUGAACAGGUCUCAUGUCACUUCUCCCUACGAUUCCUUUUAAUGUUACAAGCAGUAAAAAUCAUCAAUCGGAGUUCCACCACUGACUACUUGUCUUCUUUGUAGAUGUUGACGAAUGCAGCUCUUCCAUACCCGUCUGUGAUCCAAAUGCCAAUUGUCAGAAUACUGAAGGCUCAUUUCACUGUCAGUGUGUGAGUGGAUUCUCUAGUGAUGGGAAAUCUUGCACAGGUAAGGUUAUUUAAGGAACAUUUGGUGGCCAAGUAUAUGAUGCAAUGGUUUCGAUCCUAGCCCAGUUCAUCUAUUGUGUUAUGGUGGCAUUCUAGUCAAGAUGAAGAAAUAAGUAGAGUUGAAAAAAACUUGUAAGGAAAUGAGAUGAGACUGGAUUUUCUGCUGACGGGAAAUCUUGCUCCGGUAAGGAUAUUCUUGAGAGAUAGGGUGGUAACUUGAUGAACGCCGAGGUUUUGGCCUUAGUCUUGUGAGUGUGCUGUAUUUUGGGGCUGAGAACACAAAUAUUUACCAGCACACUCUUAGAAAAUAGAAUAAAAAAGAGAUUGAAGGAAGGUGGAAAUAAAACAAAAUAAUAGCAAGCGAAAGUGAGACUUUUAUCCCUUUGUUAUAAACGGUUGUAAAUUCGUUUAUUUUAAAAAAAUAUAUAAAAACAAUAAAAUAAAAGUAAUACUUUAUAAGUAAUAAAAUAUAAAACAAAAUAAGAGCCAGCGAAAGUGAGACUUUUAUCCCUUUGCUAUAAACGGUUGUAAAUUCGUUUAUUUCUGUUUAUUCUUAUCGUUUAACAUAUAAGCAUGAACAGUCUACUUGAUUAGUUUGGGUGCAAAGUGACUCAACCAACUGAGUGCGAAUCGACAAAGCCGGGUACAAAGAGACUGGGUACGAAACGCCCCAACCAGCAUAACCACGUCACUUGUCACAUAUCCCUUUCAGCCUUACCUUCAAGAAGUGACUUAUUUGCUAUCAGAAAACUUGCAGUUUAAUGAAAGUAUUAUUGUUUUUAGUAUGCUGUCGGUUAUUAGGUAUAGACGAAGUAUUUCAGACAUGCACUUUACUUUGGCAUUGAAAGUUUUGAAUGGUGUUGUUCCAACAAAUUUGAACACCCUUUCGCGAAAUGUGUUGCGAUGUAACAAAGUGCGCCCAUAUGUUGAAAAAUAACAUCGCCGAUAUUGAACAGGUCUCUUGUCACUUCUACCUGUGUUUCCUUUUAGAGUUACAAGCAGUAAAAGUCAUCAAUCGGAACUCCACUACUGACUGUUUAAUUUCUUUGCAGAUGUUGACGAAUGCAGCUCUUCCGCCCCCGUUUGUGAUCCAAAGGCCAAUUGUCAGAAUGCGAAAGGCACAUUUCAUUGUCAGUGUGUGACUGGAUUCUCUGGUGAUGGGAAAUCUUGCAUCGGUAAGGCUAUUUUUUAAGGCAGUUUUGGUGGUUGCAUGGUACACGCAGAUGUUUGGGCCUUAGUCAUGUAAGUGUGUUAUGUUUUUGAAGUAGAUUCCUUACUCUCCGAUUCCUCUCUAAGGGAACCAAUAAAUAGGUAGAAGUGCAGUUUUAGAAAAUCGAAUCAUUAAGAGACUUAAGGAGGAUGUGUAGGAUGAGGAUUUCGAACUUUGUUAUUCAAGGAAUAUUAACAUCCAUCCAAGAAAGAGUGGUUGGAUACAACCAUAUGCGUCCUUAUUUCUUUGUAGUUGGUUAACAUAUAACACCAACCAGCAUGACCAGGUAGUCUGUUACUCAAAUCCCUUAAGCUUAGCUUCAAAGAGUAAUUUUCUUGCAGAGUUCUCGCUCUGUUUCCUUUUAGAGUUAAGGGCGGAAAGAAUCAAUUUCAGAAAAUCGAAUUAACAAGAGAUUUAAGGGUGUAUAGGAGGGAGAGUUGAGGGGGGAAAAUUUUAUAUUGUGUUAUUCCAGGUGUUGAAAAAUAGUACCACCGAUAUUUAACAGGUCUCUUGUCACUUCUUCCUAUGUUUCCUUUUAGAGUUACAAGCAGUAAAAGUCAUUAAUCGGAGUUCCACUACUGUCCAUUUGAUUUUUGUAGAUGUUGACGAAUGCAGCUCUUCCAUACCCGUCUGUGAUCCAAAUGCCAAUUGUCAGAAUACUGAAGGCUCAUUUCACUGUCAGUGUGUGAGUGGAUUCUCUGGUGAUGGGAAAUCUUGCACAGGUAAGGCUAUUUAAGGCACAUUUGGUUGCCAGGUAGAUGAUGCAAUGGUCUCAAUCCUGGGCCAGCUAAUAUAUUGUGUUAUAGUGGCACCCUUUAGCUAAGAAGAAGAAAUAGGUAUAGUUGAAAAAAACUUCUAAGGAAAUUAGAUGAAUUGCUAGGAGGUUAUUUCUGAUUGACUAAAAACCCAUCUAAGAGGGCUUAUAAUCCUAUUAUAGCACACCUGUUCGUUAUUGCUUUGAUUUUUUAGUAUCCAGUUGAUGGAUCCUUCUUCCUUUAUAUCCUUACGCUUCCUCCUCUUGUCUUCUACAUUCUUUUUGGGUAGGGAAGACCUAUUGCCGCGACAUUCUGCUUCUCAGUUUAUUUUAAUCGGUACAAUCUCUGAACACUGUAAGCGACCUCAGCUCGUGUUAUAAAAUUAUUGAAAACGACGUAAGUGCAGUUAAAAACAGCAUCAACUACAAAAACAACAGCAAGAAAACUUCUAAACUGCUAAAGGGGCUCGUUUUGGCGAAAUGUCCUUAUUUCUCUCACACUGUAUGUAUUUUGGAAUUUUGAUAUUUUAAUAUAUUUUCAACCGAGUCUUCUCCAUGGUUACUUCUUUCAUUGCUUCUCGGUGAUAACUUUUACUUUUUGCCAAUGUUAUUUGUUAUUGCUCUCCUCGAACGUAGCAGGCAGGUUUUUGUUAUUCUCAUCUACCACCAGGGGAGAAUUGACAAUAAGAUCUUGGGAGUUAAAGGGUUAAGCAUGAUUUCCACAGCACUUCCGAGACCGUUCCUCGGAUGAUUUAAAGCCUAAUUUAAAUGAUUCAAGCACAGCUGAGGCCAGUUUGAUCUCAGAUACCUCCAAUACUUAGUCAGUAAUAUGUUGAUCACACAGCCACUAAUGAGGACGCUCCUAUCCGUUUAAUGGGCGGUGGAGCAAACUACGGCCGUGUAGAGGUUUAUCACAACGGGAAGUGGGGCACAGUGUGUGAUGAUCACUGGACAAUUAACGAAGCCAAUGUGGUUUGUCGUCAGCUCGGCUUCUCUAGUGCAUCUCAGGCUAGUUGUUGCGCUAAAUACGGUCAGGGUUCUGACCCAGUCUGGAUGGAUGAUGUCUACUGCCAAGGGGGAGAGGCAAUGUUAUCUCGAUGUACGUUCCCUGGCUGGGAAAAACAUAACUGUGCACAUAGUGAGGAUGCCAGUGUGGCGUGCAAUAAUUAG
Pocillopora meandrina is the source of this 6670-nucleotide messenger RNA. NCBI's taxonomy places the organism in Eukaryota, Metazoa, Cnidaria, Anthozoa, Scleractinia, Pocilloporidae. The record is from the annotation of a GenBank genome assembly.